Molecule: messenger RNA, 1063 nt
Organism: Vigna unguiculata (cowpea)
Lineage: Eukaryota; Viridiplantae; Streptophyta; Magnoliopsida; Fabales; Fabaceae
Source: RefSeq, a predicted model, not a curated record
CUGUCUUGAACCCUUCAUUGUUAGUAGCCCUUUGGUUGUUUGUGUCGAUUACCGUACUCUGAAGUGCCUCAACCUCACAAAACUAUAACCAAAGCAAAGACAAAUCUUUUUGAUUGGGGUACUACAAUGGGUAACAGUUUUGGUGCAAAGAAGAGCGCAAAGGUGAUGAAAAUCGAUGGUGAAACAUUCAAGUUGAAGACCCCGGUGAAAGUUGAGGAAGUUCUUAAGGAUCACCCUGGUCUUGUUUUGCUAGAUUCUGAGGCGGUAAAGCACUAUGGGGUGAGGGCAAAGCCUUUGGAAGGUCACAAGGAGCUGCAUCCGAAGAGGCUCUACUUUCUUGUGGAGCUUCCGAAGGAGACAAAGCCAAGAAGGGUUCGUUCUGGCAUUAACAUGAGUGCCAAAGAUCGCCUAGAGAACCUUGUGCUUACUAGGAGGUCUGCUUCUGAUCUUUCAAUCAUGAAGCAAAGCAACAUGGGUGAUGCUGAACAAGGUAGCAAGGACAAUACCAGUAAUAAUGGUGGGGUGAGGUUGAAAAUGAGGCUUCCGAAAUCUGAGGUCGAGAAGUUGAUCCAAGGUAGCAAAGAUCAGGCAGAGGCAGCUGAGAGGAUCGUCAAGCUUUAUAUGGCCAAUGGUAGCAGAGAAACUGAGGAAAAUGGUGACAGAGCUAAGGAGAGUACAAAGAAGAGGGUGAGCUUUAUGCCAAUCAACGAAGGAGGAACUCCAAUAGCUGCGGCUUCAUAAUUAACCACUCACCAACUCAAGGAGUUUUUCUUACACAAAGUUAAAUAAGUCAUGUUAUUUAUACAAUGCAUACAAUUUCAACUGGGUACACUUUUUAUAGGUGUUUGUGUAUCAGUUUAUAGAACAGAAGAAUAUUAGCGAAAAUUAAUGCUGAUGUUGCACAGCACCUGUUUGACUUGUGGCUAGUUUUAAAUCUAUGUAUUGUAUGCAUAACAUUACUCCUGAAGUGAUGAUGUGUACAUAUUUUUGGGGGUGUCUAUAUGAUCUCCUCACAUAGAGAUGAUACAUUAUGAAUUGAUAUUAACUUUCUAAUUUUGUCUUA